Messenger RNA from Aspergillus calidoustus, 2136 nucleotides. The record is from the annotation of a GenBank genome assembly. Lineage: Eukaryota; Fungi; Ascomycota; Eurotiomycetes; Eurotiales; Aspergillaceae.
AUGGUUCUCUCCAACUACAUCAGACACCGUCUCCACCUCGCAGCCCUAGCUUUGUCUCUCUUCCAACACGGCCAUGCAGCCCCAGAAUGUACAUCCGAAACCCCCGAUGGCCCCCUCCAGAUCACCGCAUCCUGCAUUGACCCGCUCUACACUACACCAAUCAUCACUAGCCGCUCUGACUUCUCCUUCCCCAUCCCGCACCAUAGGGUCUCGGGCUACUUCAAUGAUACCUCCGUCGACUUUAACAUCUACCUUCCUAUUACCACCAACAAUAACACUAACAGUAACACUAACACCAACACCAACACAAUCUGGCCCACCCGCUUCUUCCAACUAGUCUACCCGCUCCAAAACUCAACCGCAGAAGACGAGGCAAUUGCCUUUGGCACUGAUAGCGACGCUUAUACCGUCCGCGUCGCGGCGGGGAUUGGGUACCGUGGUGACGCGGCUGUUGCGAAGCUUUCAAAGAGGAUUGCGUGCGAGUAUUACACCUCCAACUCUAGCAAUCACAAUGGUAUCGUCACCACCGACGAUGAAACCGAGGAGGAUAAUUCCUGCACCAUCCACGGCUACAUCUACGGCGGCAGCGGCGGCUCGCUACAAACAAUCGGCGCAAUCGAAAACACCGAGGGUGUGUGGGACGGCGCCAUCGCGCUCAUCCAGGCAAUCCCAAUCUCGAACCUGAACAACUGGGCAAUUCGCGCGCUCGCGGGGCUCGUCCUGGACGGGAAAUCCGCCGCGCUCGUUGAUUCGGUACAGCCUGGAGGCAGCGGGGACCCGCUUACAGACGCGGAGCUGGAUCUAGAGGACUUCGAACGAGAUGUCUUCGAGGAGGCGAGUGCGCUCGGUGUGCCCCUGCGCGCGUGGGAGGAUUUUGACGGUGUAGCGAGGAAUCGUACGAAAUUGUACGAGGUGCUUAGAACGUCGGUUGUUCGGCCUGUAAAGCAGGCGGAUCCGACGUUUGUUGAUGAUUUUUGGGGGAGGAAGGGGUAUCUUGGGACGGAGGAGUCGGGGCUGGGUGAGUUCUUUCGUGGGAGCUUGGUUGAGUAUAAUGAUACUGUCCAGGAGGUCGUGCUGGGGGCUGAUGGAGUCCCUACGAGUAUUGUCUUGGGCAAAGUUCCGGCGGGGUCACCUAUUGGGCUGGAAUUCACGAUUGUCAAUGGGGCCCAGGAUCUCGGCACAUUUACUGGCCUGCUGGACAAAAACGAUAAGUCUGUAUAUCUAUACGGCGAGAACAACAAGACUACACUCAGCCACCUCGCCGCGGGCACACACCUCCAAAUCGACAACCGGUGGUACCUAGCCAUACACACCUGGCACCGCCAUCAAAUCCCGCCUCUCCGCGCCGGAUACUAUGGAUACAACGACUACCUCAGAACCAAGAACGGAUCCCCACGCUACCCACAACGAGACACCUUUCUCGCCCCUUCGAUUUCAGCCUCCGCCAGUGGCGGCGGCACACAUACCGGCGCUAUCAAGGGCAAACUCUUCGUCAUGGACAAUCUAGUCGACUACGACGCCUUCCCGUGGCAUGCGGACUGGUACAAGCAGCAGGUGCAGCGGGCGCUCGGCGGCCGGGCUGAUGAUAACUUCCGGCUGUACUAUAAUGAUCAUGCAGAUCAUCAGAUGGGUCCCGUGCCGCAGUCUCUGCAGGCGCGGUUGGUUAAUUUCACGGGGAUCUACGAGCAGCUGCUCCGUGAUUUGAGCGCGUGGGUUGAGGAGGGGGUUGCGCCGCCUGUGCCGAGUCGGUAUUCUGUUAAGGCAGGGCAGGUGGCGCUCCCGAGAAGUGCAGCGGAGCGCCGCGGUGUGCAGCCGGUUGUUGAGCUAACCGUUGAUGGGCGGAAUCGCUCAGAGGCCGCAGCGGGAGAGUCGGUGCUGUUUCGCGUGCGUGCUGAGGCGGUGCCGAGGACUGGAAAGAUUGUCUCUGUGGAGUGGGAUUUCGAGGGGACGGGAGAGUUUGUUGCGGGAGAGCUGCGUAAGGCGAGUAAGAGAGUUGAUAUGUGGGUGCAGCAUGCGUAUAAUUCUGUUGGGACGUUUCUACCUGCUGUUAGGGUUGCUGUGCAUCGGGAUGGCGAUACCGAGACCGUGUUUGCCAGGGUGAUGAAUCUGGGCCGGGCGAGGAUGAUUGUUAGCUAG